GGAAGGGGGGACUUACCUACUACAUAUGGGCCAAGUGGGGUUGUAGGAGCGUCAGAACCGCACCAUGUACGUGCUGGGCAAGGAGGCCAUGACCCGGAUGGCCACGUCGUCAAUCCUGCUCUCGGGCGUGUCGGGCCUCGGAGCGGAGAUCGCCAAGAAUAUCGUGCUGACAGGCGUCAAGUCGUUUACUCUCCACGAUACGGCGGAUGUUACCCACGUCGACCUCGCCACCCAGUUCUUUGCUACUGAAGGUGACAUCGGCGCCAAUCGCGCCGAGGUGACAGCGCCGCGGCUUGCGGAGCUCAACCCGUCGGUGGCGGUGACAGCCGACACAAGCCUCGAUCUGGCAGCGGGCGAUUUGUCGGGCCUUGCGCAGUACAACUGCGUCAUCCUGGUUGACGCGCCGCUGGCGGUGCAGACCAGGGUCUCUGCCGCGUGCCACGACGCCGGAGUGGUGUUCAUUGCCACCGAGCUCCGCGGCAUCGCGUCGUGGGUCUUUGUGGACGCCGGCGAGGCGUUUGAAGUUACCGACCGUGACGGCGAGCCGUGUGCGUCGGUCAUGAUUUCUGACAUCUCCUCGGCCGAGGCUGGCGUUGUCACCGCGCUCGAGAACCGCCACGGCUUGCAGGACGGGCAGACCGUCGUGUUCUCCGAGGUCCGCGGCAUGGAGGCGCUCAACGGAACCCGGCACGUGGUCACCGUCCGCGACGCCAAGACCUUUACCAUCGGCGACACCCGCGAGCUCGGAACGUACGAGUCGGGCGGCAUCGCCAACGAGGUCAAGAUUCCGGUGACAGUCUCGUCGCUCCCGCUUGGCGACGCGCUCGCCGCCGAGCACCCUGCCGUCUCGCCGGCUGACUACGGCAAGCUGGACCGGCUAGGCUCGUUUGUGGUCGGCCUCCGCGCGCUGCAUGCCUUUGCCGCCGCACACGACGGCGCCAUGCCUCAGGUCUGGCACGCCGGCGACGCCGACGAGCUCGUCGCAACUGCCCGCGAGCUUGCCGGUGACGACGCCGAGCUCGACGUCGACUACCUGCGGGCGUUGGCGUACACAGCGCGCGGCGCCCUCUCGCCGCUCUCCGAGUUUAUGGGUGGCUUUGUGGCACAGGAAGGCCUCAAGGCGCUCUCGCACAAGUUCACCCCGCUCAACCAGUUCCUCUUUAUGGACGCCACCGAGGUUGUCCCGCCGCUCGACGCCGAGCCGGCUCGGUUUGCGCCGGCAGACGACCGGUAUGACGGCCUUCGCAUCUGCGUCGGCAACGAGCUGGUAGAGAAGCUCGGUGAGAGCCGGCUGUUUAUGGUUGGCGCCGGUGCCAUUGGGUGCGAGAUGCUCAAGAACUUUGCGCUGCUCGGCGUGGGGCGAAGCGGCGAGGGCGCGGUCAUUGUCACCGACAACGACGUCAUCGAGACGUCGAACCUCUCGCGGCAGUUCCUGUUCCGGGCCAAGGACGUGACCCGGCCCAAGUCCGAGGUGGCGGCCGAGGCUGCGCAGGCCAUCAACCCGGCGAUGCGGGUCGAGGCGCGGCUGGAUCGGGUCGGCAAGGAGAGCGAGGGCACGUACACCGACGAGUUUAUCUCAUCGCUCUCGGCGUGCGUCAAUGCGUUGGACAACGUCGAGGCACGGCUGUACAUGGACUCGCGGGCGGUGAACAACGCCCGCCCGCUCCUUGAGUCUGGCACACUCGGAACCAAGGGCCACGUCCAGGUCGUCGUCCCAUUCCUGACCGAGUCGUACGCUUCGGCACGCGACCCGCCCGAGAAGGACGUCCCGUUCUGCACCAUCAAGUCGUUCCCGUACAAGAUCGACCACACCAUCCAGUUUGCGCGUGACAAGUUUGCGCAGCUCUUCUACAACUGGCCCGGCGAGGUCAAUAAGUUCUUUGCCUACGCCGACGGCCCGCUGGAGGAGCAGCUUGCCGAGCCUGAGGCCAUUGCCCACGUCCUCGCCAUGAUCGAUGAGGCGCCCACCACCUGGGCCGAGUGUGUGGCCAAGGGCCGGCUCCUCUUCCAGCAGUUUUUCCACGACUCGAUUGCGCAGCUCAUCCACUCGUUCCCGCCGGAGCUCAAGCUCAAGGAUGGGACGCCGUUCUGGUCGCUGCCGAAGCGGCUGCCGACGCCGGUGGUGUGGGACCCGAGCGAGGAGAUGCACGUCAAGUUUGUGGCCCAUGCCGCCAGGCUCUGGGCUAACGUGUGGGGCAUCCCGGGUGCAGGCCACACUGAUCUCGCCGCAGUCGCCGUUGUCGCCGACGCCGUCGACGUCCCGGCCUUUGUGCCCAAGGACAACGUCAAGAUCGAGACCGACGAGAAGGCGGCCAAGCCCGUCAACGACGACGAGGCGCCGGUCGAUGAGGGCCAGCUCGCGCAGGUCGUCGAGCGGGUCCGCGCCAAGCUCGCCGACGGCGUCACGCUGCAGCUCUCGGUCGAGGAGUUUGAGAAGGACGACGAGUCCAACUCGCACAUCGACUUUAUCCAGUCCAUGGCCAACCUCCGCGCCCGCGCCUACGCCAUCGACGAGAUCGACGUUCUCGAGGCCCGCCGCAUCGCAGGCAAGAUCAUCCCGGCCAUCUCGACAACUACCGCCGCCGUCUCGGGCCUCGCCACCCUCGAGCUGCUCAAAGUCCUCAUGGGCGCCGAGCUCGAGGCCUACCGCAACACCUUCCUCAACCUCGCCAUCCCCAUGGUGGCCCUCUCCGAGCCCGGUGCCGCGCCCAAGAUCACCUUUACCGGCGACGUCACGUUCACCCUCUGGGACCGCUGGAUCGUCUCCGCCGCCGACGCCCCCACCGUCAACGACUUUAUCGCCCACUUUAAGGACAACUACGGCGCGACAGUGACCGGCAUCUUUGUGGGCGCCAAGGCUCUCUACAUGGCCGCCAUGCCCACACACAAGAAGCGGCUUAAGAAGAAGCUCAAGGCUCUUGCCAAGCUUCCCGGCGCUGCCGAGCUCGAUCUCAUCGUUUCCUUUGUUGACGACGCCGGCAACGAGCUCGAGGGACCGGUCAUCAAGUAUGUGUUGUGAUGUGACUAACCCUUGACGGUACGGUCGUUCGGACACGUUGUCGCCCGUCUCAAAGUGAACAACUCGAUGAUGCUUGACUUUAAGGUCACCGGCCGACGCUGCGCGACGCCUGCUUGGUCUGCGGCUUGAGUUGGGAGGCGCGCCCGCACGUGAUGGCGGCCGACACGUAGACACCCGCCUGAAGGAUGCCACGCCCGGCCAUGACUCGCGUGGCUUUUCGCUACGACAUCAUCGACGCCCUCGCCGCCAGCGCCGACGCCGUCAGCUCGCGCCCUCGCCGCCGGCGCCGACACCGUC
This is a messenger RNA of Thecamonas trahens ATCC 50062, 3316 nucleotides long. Its product is annotated as ubiquitin-activating enzyme E1. Gene Ontology annotation, biological process: protein sumoylation. Gene Ontology annotation, molecular function: SUMO activating enzyme activity. The transcript has a single exon. Lineage: Eukaryota; Apusomonadida; Apusomonadidae. Bases 65 to 3019 code for a protein of 984 amino acids. Gene Ontology annotation, cellular component: SUMO activating enzyme complex; cytoplasm. The record is from RefSeq and is a predicted model, not a curated record.